Molecule: messenger RNA, 2821 nt
Organism: Dioscorea cayenensis subsp. rotundata (Guinea yam)
Lineage: Eukaryota; Viridiplantae; Streptophyta; Magnoliopsida; Dioscoreales; Dioscoreaceae
Product: pentatricopeptide repeat-containing protein At1g13040, mitochondrial
Exons: 2
Coding region: 310-2373 (687 amino acids)
Molecular function (GO): protein binding
Source: RefSeq, a predicted model, not a curated record
CACACCGCCUCAACGCCAUUACCAACCUUCUCUGAGGCCGAUCAACUGUUCGACGAUAUUCCCCAAAGAAAAUAAAGCUCAAAUCUUUGCUAUUCGGCUGAAUGAUUGGUGCUUGAUUUCAACCUUUGUUUCCGUUCUCUACUUCUUAUUUGAUUCCUGGAACGGUGAGAAUUAGGUUGGUCUCUUCUUCGCUUCGGAGAAGGUACUUGAUGUUCUCGCUGUUUUGCUUUCAUUCGCGUGGUUGGAUUCUGGUUUUGAUCAUUAGAAUGCAGUAAAGAUCUCAUUUUGUAUGAAGGGAAUCAGUGUGGUAUGUGUUUGAUUGAUGUCGAUGAUCUGUUCGACGAUAUGCGUAUUAGAAAAAUACAACUUAAUGUCUUUAGUGAGCAGAUGAUUUGGUAUGCUCCCAGAAUUACUGGGUCUUCGAAAUCCUUUAUUUUAAGCUCCUUUCGUUGCCAAAGUCUUUACUUUGCUUCCAAAAUCCGUGUCAAAUUAGUUUGCUUUUUCUCUUCUGGAAACAAUAGAAAUCUUUCAGAGAUAUUCAAACCACAAACUGCAUUGUAUGUUGAGUCGGCUUCUAAACUUAGAAGAGCUCUGCAGUGUGAUGCAUGGUCUGAAUCUGUUGAGAUGGAGUUACAGAGGCUCAACAUUGUGUUGAACUCCUACAUUGUUAAUCAAGUGUUGAAAAGCUUGUCAGAUUCUGAAAUGGGUUUCCAUUUCUAUGUGUGGGCGGAAACUCAGUCAGGUUUCAAACAUGAUCACUUCACUGUCCAGUCCAUUAUUUGCUUGCUGUUGAAAGAUCACAAUUUUGACCUCUUGUCAAAUUUUUUGAGGAGAAUCAGAAGUAAUGGUUUCUCAUUGCAUCGUUCUGUAUAUCGCAUUCUUAUAUCAGGUUAUGUUAGAGCCGGUAUGAUCGAUAAAGCAAUUCAAAUCUUCAAUGAGAUGAUACAUUCAGGUUGUCGCGUUUUUAGUGUAGACUACAAUAAAUUCAUUGGCGUGCUGAUUCACAAUAGCUGUUUUGAUUUGGCAAUACAUUACUACUAUAAAAUGGUCGGACAAGGAUUCUCUUUGAAUGCAUUCACAUACUCUAGAUUCAUAUGUGGUUUGUGUAAAGUAAAUAAUCUCAGCUUUGUUGAAACUCUCUUAAAGGAUAUGAAUAAGAUCAGGUCUGUCCCAGAUAUUUGGGCCUACAACAUAUAUUUGAAUUCCUUAUGCAAGGAGCAUAAAUUAGAUACUGCUAUGAAGUUGUUGUGUACUAUGAUUCAGAAAGGAAGAGAACCUGAUGUAGUUACAUUUACAACAAUCAUGAAUGGCUUGUGUAAUAUCAAAAACUUUUCAGAUGCAGAGGAGCUUUGGGAUAAAAUGGUGAAGCGGGGGAUUGGCCUGGAUUGUGUUGCAGGUGGUACAUUAGUUUUUAGUUUGUGUGAUAAUGGGAAGGUUUAUGAAGCUUAUGACAUUGUUAUGGGAAUGAUAAAGUGUAAAGUGGAACCAAGUACUUCAAUUUAUAAUGCUUUGGUCAGUGGAUUUUGUAGGGCUGGUAUGGUUGAAAAGGCCGAAAAUAUAGUUUCAUUCAUGGGAAGGAAUGGGCACAAGCCGGAUUUGUUUACAUUCAACAUACUUCUUAAUUAUUACUGUGACAACAGUAUGCUGGAUGAAGCGGAGAAUCAGAUGAGAAAGAUGAAAAUAAAUGGCAUAAGUCCCGACCGACACAGUUACAACCAGCUUUUGAAAGGAUUUUGCAAGUCUAACAAGCUUGACAAGGCAUAUGCUUUAAUAGUGAACAAGAUGGAGAUUAAAGGGCUUUUUGAUGUCGUUUCUUGCAAUACUUUGAUUGAAGCAGUAUGUAGGGUGGGUAAGAUGAGAAUUGCACACAAUCUGUUCAAGAAUAUGGUUAAUAAGGGUAUCACUCCAGAUGCGGUGACGUAUUGCACUUUGAUUAAAGGGUCUUUUAGAGCAAGAGAAUCUCAUCAUGCUGAGGAACUCUUUGAACAGAUGCUUAAGGCUGGUGUAGUUCCAAAUGUUCAUGCAUAUACCACUAUGGUGCACCAUUUGUACAAGGAAGGCCGAGUAGAACAGGCUCGCAGCUACUUUACCGGCAUGAUUCAGAGGGGAAUCUCUCCUGAUAAUGCUUCAUACCGUGCUCUCAUUAAUGGACUCUUCAGUGCAUCAAGGCAUCAUGAAGCUAUGAAUCUGUAUCAUGAUAUGUAUGCCAGAGGUGUACCUCCCGAUAAUGAGACAUAUAAAUUGUUAGUCAGAGGACUAUUAAAAGGAGGAGAGAUUGAGCUGGCUGAUAAACUUUGGGAGCAUAUGAUGAGCAAGGGGUUUACUCUCGAUGAAGUAGUUCGUGAAAGACCGAUCAAUGCAAUGAAGUUGUAGAACGUGUCGGUGGUUGAGCCCUCAAAGAGGUUAGUGGGUGUUAUGGCUUGUUGAUACGAAAAGAUUGACGACAAAUGCGGUAACAGGCUGUGUUCCAGCAACUGAGUUCAAAAUCUAUUCUAUGUUGUAUCAUAACCAAUGCGAUGUGUACAAUUAACCGGGUUGUCUAUUUAUUCAUGCACAAGGAAAGAUAUAGUAUCAGUCUUGACAGCAUCAAAAUCUCAACCACUAGAAACUUAAAGCUAUGUAUUUGUUUGAUUUUACCCCAUUGAGGAUGCUUGGAUAAGCUUGAUGCUAGAGAUACACUGUAAACAUUCAUAAAUACUUUCAUGUGUUUAUUAAAAAGGAAAAGAAAAAGAAAUCCUUUGUGAAGCCUUUUGUUUACAAACUGGAGGUAACCAAAAUCGUUCUAAGACAUGAAUAUACUCAAAGAAAAAGUGUAGAAAAA